This is a messenger RNA of Pediculus humanus corporis (human body louse), 6087 nucleotides long. Its product is annotated as dedicator of cytokinesis protein, putative. Bases 1 to 6087 code for a protein of 2028 amino acids. Gene Ontology annotation, biological process: positive regulation of GTPase activity; small GTPase-mediated signal transduction. Gene Ontology annotation, molecular function: guanyl-nucleotide exchange factor activity. NCBI's taxonomy places the organism in Eukaryota, Metazoa, Arthropoda, Insecta, Psocodea, Pediculidae. The record is from RefSeq and is a predicted model, not a curated record. The transcript has 21 exons.
AUGAGUGAAAGAAAAUUCAGUAAAGCUGUAGGAAAGCCAGGGAUGGCUGCUCAAGUUAGGGAAACUGUAUCUCAAGUCGUAAAAGACUCAGCUCAGGUAACACAAGUCAAGUCAAUCGAACCUAUAGAUUACGAAAAAUUUGUUUUUAAGAAUAAAACGCUUCUUCAAAAUGACCCACAACGGGAAUUGUUAUUGUACCCUUCCGAUGAUGUUUCUCAAGUUGUUCUUCCACGAAGGUAUAGAACUGUAGCUCAAACAUUUCCUUCUUCUUCAGAAAUCAGUCAAUGCAAUUUGUUUGUUAAAGAAUGUUUAAAAAGUUAUUCAUCAAAUUGGAAUUUAAUUCAUUAUAAAUAUAGUGCUUAUUCAGGGACUUACCUAGAUUUGCCAAAAGUGCUAAAAUCAGAGGAUUUAAAGGAAGAAGUGUAUGAAGUAGACACUGAAGUUGAUCAAGUAAAUGAAGAAUCUUUCACUCGAGUUGAUGGUAUCACUAAAGAAGGAUAUUUACUUAAGGGCCCAGAUGUAGGUGGAGACAGAAUAUUUGUUAAUUUGGGAUCGAAAUCUUACAAAAGAAGAUACUGUUACCUAAGACAUCAUGUUGAUGGAACUUAUUAUUUAGAAUUGCAUAAAGAUGAAAAAAAAGGAGAACCUAAAGCUACUAUAGACAUGGACUUUUGCAAUGAGGUUGUUAAGAAUUCAAAAAAAGGUCGUUAUUGCUUUGAACUUCAAAUGUCAGGGCAUAAAACAUUUACUUUUGCGGCAGAAAACGAAAUAGAUUUGCAAGAUUGGAUUAUUAAAUUAAAUUUGGUAAUUCAACAAAACAAAGCACAAGAGGAAAAAAGAUGUGCUUCCUUAGACAGAGCAUGUAAUACUCCUCCACCUUCUCCCCAGCCUUGUCAAGUGUAUGGUACUCUAAAAGGGCUGGAAGAAAGCAUGAAUCCACAAUUGAUUAAAUAUGGUCGUGAAACUGAUGCUUCUAUAGCUCUUUCUAGAAAAGAAAACAGGAGAAGAUUAUUCAGUAUAUAUCCUUAUAUGCCACAUGUAAAGGUUGGAGGAAGUUUAGGUUCUGAGCCAAAUUCAGAACCAUAUCGUGAACAUUUUGGUCAACGAAUUCUAAUUCGUUGUGAAAGUAUUAAAUUUAAACUUCAAGCUGCAUCGGAAAAUGAACAAGAAGGUUCUUAUCAAGUAGAACCAUAUUUCACUAGUUUGGCUUUGUUUGAUGUUCGCCAAAAUAGGAAACUUACAGAAAAUUUUCAUUUUGAUGUAAAUCAUAGUAAAGUACGUGAGAUGUUACCUAAUGAUGAGAACGAGGAAAACACUAUUAAGAAAAGUCUAUCAUCAGAAAUAGCCAAUUUACCCGAUGAGUGGAUUAUUUAUCCAAAGCGAGCUCUGUUUAGUGUCAGUAAUCCACAUCCUGAUAUAUAUUUGGUUUUAAGAAUAGACAAAGUUCUUCAAGGUGCCAUUAAUACAGCAUCUGAACCAUACAUUAGAAGUGCAAAAGAUUCCCGAUUAGGUAGUAAAGUUCAAAAAUCAGCCAAGGCUUUUUGUCAAAGGCUUGGGAAAUAUAGAAUGCCUUUUGCUUGGACUGCCAGGCCAUUGUUUCGAUUAUACAGUAAUGAUUUAGAUAAUUCUGAUUUCCCUGCAAUUUAUAGACAAGAACCUAACAGACUUAAAGACGAAGAAAUUUUAAAGUUUUUAUCUGAAUAUCGAAAAAGCGAUAAAUUAAGCAAAUUAACCGUCAUUCCGGGAUGGGCCAAGAUUAAAAUUGAAGAAUUAACAGAAAUUCCGGAAAAUACUUUAACUUCUUCGUUGGUACCUCUAAAACCGUUCCCUAUACCACCUUCGAAUGAGCCGACAUUUGAAAUAACUGAAUUUGAAGGGUCAUCCGAAAAUGAUGUGCAUCCUUAUACCGUUUUUAAUAAUCAUCUUUACGUAUAUCCACUUUCAUUAAAUUUCGAUACUCAAAAAAACUUCACACGUGCCAGAAACAUAGCUUGUUGUAUUGAACUUCGUGAUUCAGAUUCAGAAAAUGCAAAACCCUUAUGUUGUAUUUAUGGAAGACCUGGCUCGGUAUUAUUGGGAAAACAAAUAAUCACUUCAGUAUUGCAUCACAACACUAGUCCAGUUUGGUAUGAAGAAGUCAAAUUAAGACUUCCUAUACAUUUAAAACCUGAACAUCACUUACUCUUUACUUUUUAUCACGUGUCUUGCGAGAUAAAUAAAAAAAAAGAAAACGGAGUUGAAUCUUGCGUAGGUUAUGCAUGGUUGCCUUUGCUGCACAAAGGACGACUUUGUGUAGAAGAACAAACGUUGGCAGUGGCAUUACAUUUACCUCCCGGUUAUCUUUCUAUACAGCCUUUGGGCUUAGGACGAGGGAAUGCAGGGCCAGAUAUAACUUGGAUUGAUGGCCAAAAGCAAAUUUUUACUGUAGGAUUUCAAUUAGUGUCAACUGUUAUUACAAGAGACUUGCAUUUACACAAUUUGUUUUGUCACAUUGAAAAAUUAAUCGAUAAGCAAUUGGCUGUGAUACCUUCUGAAAGCGAAACGUGUAAAAUAAUUAAGGCUUCUCAUGCUAUUCAAUUAACAACAGCAAUAGCUUUUUUACCAACGAUAUUAAAUCAGCUUUUUCACUUGCUUUUAAUUGCGUCUACGAAAGAAAUCGGACUGAAUGUUAUUAGAGUUUUAAUACACAUAAUUCAUCUUAUUCAAGAAGCGGGUAAAAAGGAUGUUUUACAUCCAUAUAUAAAGUUUGUUUUUGUGACUCCUACAUUACCCAGCCUUAAAACAACGGUUCACGAAGAACUUAGUAAACUUUUACCUACUCUUCUAAGUCCGUCAAAUACUGAUUUUUUAGUUGUAAAUAAAUUUAUGAAUCAUUCGAGUUUCUUUUUUCAAAUUAUGAUCAAAAGUAUGGUGCAAUAUUUGCUAAAUACUGGUAGAAUAAAGAUGCAUCGCCAUGAAAGGUUUUCUGCUGAAUAUAUGGAAAAAAUUGAUGAAUUGUUGAAAAUUUUAGUACCAUACGUAAUUACCAAGCAUAGGGAAAUGCCUUUAGAAACACUCGAGUUAAACAAAAGCUUAGCUCAAUUUUUAAAAAAAUGUUUAACUGUGAUGGACAGGGGAUAUAUAUUCAGGCUAAUAAAUUAUUAUAUGGAACAUUUUAAAGAAUCAGAUUCAAGGACGCUACAUGAGUACAAAUUUUCUUUUUUACAAAUUAUAUGCUCUCAUGAGCAUUAUGUUGCCUUUAAUUUACCCGUCCUUAAUUUAAAAUUAAGGCCUUCAAAAAGCACCGAUUCACCAGUAAAUAAUUUCGGUUUGACAGAUGAAUUUAGGAAACAUCAUUAUUUGGUAGGCUUGCUGCUUCAGGAAACUACCAAGUCGCUUAAUCAGGUUUCGCAAAUUCGUAAAUUUGCCAUAUCAACCUUUAGAGAUAUAUUGGCCAAACACGAAUUAGAUGACCGUUAUCAAAAUAAAGGCCAACUGGCAAGGAUAGCCAGUUUGUAUUUACCAUGGUUAACUGUCGUCUUAGAUAAUUUUAACAGAUUAUGUACGCCACAAAACGAUGUAAUUCACAAUAUAUUAGAUUCGAGGCAUAGUAGGAUGUCUUCCAGCAGUUCGUUAUUGCAGUGCAGUUCAGCAUCGAACUCCUUAAAACCCUUUCAAAGAUUGGCAGUCGAUCAAAAUUCGCGGACUUCCAUUUACUUAAAAGAUUCACAUUUAUUUGCAGUCAUUGCCGGACAAAGUAACAUGAUAAAUGGAACUUCCACUGCGAGUCUGGGAUCUGAUGAAUCAUACGAUGGAUUGUCCACUGCGUCGCAAGAAACUACAAUCGUAAGAGAUUCUAGGGAUGAAUUAGACUUUAAAACUCAUACAAGAUCUUUUAGCGGUAUCACUACCGCUAGCCAACAACCACGCUGUGAUAAGUUUCAAAAUUCUGAAAUUAAAGAUAUAUUGCUGUGCUUCUUAUUCGUAAUAAAAUAUUUAGGAGAAGAAAGUUUGAUUUCAUGGUGGCAGCAAAAUGAGUACAAUGUCGUUUUAUAUUUUUUUUCUGUUAUUGAAAUUUGCUUGCAUCAAUUUAAGUAUGUUGGUAAAAAGCAAAUUGUUGGAAAGCAAGCGCAAGGAAAGCCAAUGAAAGCUAUGACAUUACCCGCAAGGAUGCAACCACCAGAUUUUAGUAAAACCGAUGGCACAAAUUUGCCCAUCCCCAGCGGAACGAGCAGUGUUGGACGAGAUGGGCAAUUGGCACUUGAUAAUGAUGCUUCUAAAGUUUAUCAAGCUUUGCUUGAAGCCAAUAUGGCUACCGAAGUGGGCCUCAUAGUUCUCGAUACUUUAGGAUUGUAUUGUGUUCACUUUAAAGAAAAUCUUAUGUAUUCUCAGGGGGAUAAUGCCAUAAUGAGAAAAAUUUUUGAUAUUUAUUUAUUUUUUUUGCAAGUCGGACAAUCAGAAACCUUGUUUAGACAUGUUUUUGCGGCGUUGAGAGCAUUUAUAAAUAAUUUUUCAGACGUUUUAUUUGAAGGAAACGCGGAAUUGUGCGGAAGACUUUGUUACGAACUUCUUAAAUGUUGCAACAGUAAGUUGUCGACGAUUCGACAAGAAUCAUGCGUCAUAUUGUAUCUCUUAAUGAGAAGUAAUUUUGAAUUUACCAAACGAAAAGGUCUUACAAGGGUUCAUUUACAAGUUAUCAUAUCUGUGUCGCAAAUGCUUGGCAACGUAGUGGGUCUUAACAAUGCCCGAUUUCAAGAGAGUUUGUCGUUAAUUAAUAAUUAUGCAAAAAGCGAUAAGGUCAUGAAAGAUACGGGGUUGAAAUUCGAAGUAAAAGAUCUUACAAAAAGAAUCAGGACUGUUUUAAUGGCCACUGCACAAAUGAGAGAAAACCAUCAAGAUCCGGAGCUCCUUGUAGAUUUGCAGCAUAGUCUUGCUAAUUCUUACGCUUCCACGCCGGAAUUGCGACUUACCUGGCUUCAAACCAUGACAAGAAAUCAUCAUUACAAUGGGAAUUUUUCAGAGGCAACCUGUUGUCAAUUACAUAUUGCUGCAAUGAUUGCGGAAUAUCUUAAGCUGAAGAAAGUACAGAUUUGGGGUGCCGAAGCAUUUGAUGAAUUAUCGUCAAAUAUUUUGGUGGAUGAAACGGGAUUAAAAUUAGAUUCAGGAAUUCAAGAUGUGCAAUUCACGGAACAGAUAUUGUUGGAACAACUCGAAAACUGUGUACCUUUGAUUGAAAAAGCAGAGAGAUACGAACUAUUAAAUCCUUUAUUUAAAUUAAUUAUUCCGAUUUAUGAGAAAAGAAGAAAUUAUCAAGCUUUGGCUCAGUGUCAUCAAAAUUUAGCCGAUGCGUUUGCUAAAAUUUCGGAAAUAAACAAAACUGGAAAAAGAUUAUUGGGACGAUACUACAGAAUAGCUUUUUACGGACAGAUAUGCUUCGACGAUAAUAACGAAGAAACGGAAUCUUGUCAGAAAAACGGUAUAGAAUAUAUUUAUAAAGAGCCCAAAGUCACAUCACUAUCUGAAGUAUCGGAAAAACUUUAUAAAUUAUACGGGGAAAAAUAUGGUAGGGAUGCAGUUAAAAUAAUAAUGGAUUCCAAUCCGGUGGAUCCAUCGAAAUUGGAUCAAAAAUUGGUUCACAUUCAAGUAACUUCGGUGACUCCGUAUUUUACGAAAAAAGAAUUGGAAGUUCGUCAAACGGAAUUUGAAACCACCCACGAUAUCAAUUGUUUCAUGUUUGACACUCCGUUUACAAAAGAUGGUAAGGUUCGGGGUACUCCGGAAGAACAAUGGAAAAGGAGAACUAUUUUGAAAACAAAACAUUCAUUUCCUUACGUGAAAAAAAGAAUCGAAGUAAUUAAUCGUAGGAUAGAAGAACACAGUCCCAUCGAAGUUGCUCUGGAUGAAAUGAGACUGAGAGUUAACGAGUUGGAAGAAGUUGUUUUCACUCGUCCCACGGAUUUGAAAAAACUUCAGCUCAGACUUCAGGGAAGCAUUUGCGUGCAGGUUAAUGCAGGGCCCAUGGCGUAUGCGAAUGCAUUUUUAGAUCCCUCGCGUGUUAAAUUGUAUUCGGAAAGUAAAGUGGAAGAGUUGAAAGACAUUUUUCAGUAA